This is a messenger RNA of Caenorhabditis elegans, 3037 nucleotides long. RefSeq names its product Outer kinetochore KNL1 complex subunit knl-1 (gene knl-1). Bases 5 to 3037 code for a protein of 1010 amino acids. The record is from RefSeq and is marked reviewed. Gene Ontology annotation, cellular component: cell cortex. The transcript has 7 exons. NCBI's taxonomy places the organism in Eukaryota, Metazoa, Nematoda, Chromadorea, Rhabditida, Rhabditidae.
AGCCAUGUCGAUGGAGCCUCGUAAGAAGCGGAACUCGAUUCUCAAGGUGCGGCAAGCCGUCGAAACCAUCGAGGAAACCGUCAUGAACAGUGGGCCUAGUUCCACAACAACUAAUCGACGAGUCAGCUUUCAUAACGUGAAGCAUGUCAAGCAGUAUGACAGGGACCAUGGUAAAAUUCUUGACGCCACACCAGUUAAGGAGAAGAUUACUGACACUAUUGGAUCAGAUGGUAUUUUGACACCACGUGGCGGAAACAUGGAUAUUUCCGAAUCUCCGGCCUGCACGUCCUCAUUUCAAGUGUUCGGCGGUGGUAAUCUCGAUAAAACUAUGGAUAUGUCUCUCGAAACAACUAUCAACGAGAACAACGAAACGGCGAGAUUGUUUGAAACCACAAGAGAUCCAACACUAUUAUACGAAAAGAUCGUCGAAACCACAACAAAAGUUACCGAGCGAAUUGUUAGUAUGCCACUGGAUGAUACCUUAGCAAUGUUCAAUACAACGAAUCAAGAAGAUAAGGAUAUGUCAGUUGAUCGUUCAGUUCUUUUCACGAUUCCCAAAGUUCCGAAGCAUAACGCUACAAUGAAUAGAACUAUACCGAUGGACCUCGAUGAAUCAAAAGCAGCGGGCGGCCAGUGCGAUGAAACGAUGAAUGUGUUCAAUUUCACAAACUUGGAAGCCGCUGAAAUGGAUACGAGUAAAUUAGAUGAAAAUAAUACCAUGAAUGCUAUCCGGAUUCCGAUUAAUUCAAACGUCAUGCCUGUAGACAUGGACAUCACUGAACAUCACACUUUAAUUGAAGAAAAGAAAAAUGAUACAUUCGGGCCAAGUCAACUGAUGGACAUUUCGGCGCCACAAGUUCAAGUUAAUGAUACUUUGGCCAUUUUCAACAGUCCGAGAGACAUCUGUAAUAAGGGUUUGGGUGUUCCUCAGAAUCUAAUAAAUAUCGCCUCGAACGUCGUACCUGUGGACAUGGACAUCACUGAUCAGGCCGUAUUAAACGCGGAGAAGAAAAAUGAUCAAUUCGAGACAAGUCAGCUUAUGGACAUUUCUAUUCCGAAAGUUCUAGUAAAUGACACUAUGGCGAUGUUCAACAGCCCGAAACACGUCAGUAAGAGCAGCAUGGAUCUCGAGAAAACGAUUGAAGCCGCUGACAAAUCAACGAAAUACCCGAGUAUCGCAGAUGAGGUGGAAGAUUUAGACAUGGAUAUGGAUAUCACUGAACAACAACCAUGUGAGGCUGGUAAUCAGCAGAACGACGGCUUGCAACUUCAAAAGGAGGAUUUAAUGGACAUUUCGGUGAUUCGAGAUUCACCUGCAGUAAACGACACCAUGGCUGUGUUCCAGAGUCCUGCCAGAGUAAAGAUCGGAGCGAACAACUCGAUCAUUGAUUCGCAGAAAUCUAUCGUGUUCGGUGACGAAAUGAGCAUUGACGAGACACAAAAUGAUGGAACCUUGACGUUGCCAAAGUCGAAUGUAGAAGUGACUACAACUAAUGAUGUCUACACGUCUCUCGAGCGGCAAGAGGAAAAUGCUUCAGAAAACGUAUCCAUGAUAAACGAAUCUUCUGUUCAUUCGGAAAUCGACAAAAAGUCGUUUAUGCUCAUCGAAGAAGAAAGGGCUUUUAUGCACUCCUCCAUGAUUGAUGUAGCACAAAAGUUGGAAGACGAUGGUUCGUCGAAGACGCCAGUCAUCCUUGCUUCACAGUCAGCUUCUCUUGCCACUAAAGAACCAUCAGCCCUUCACAACUCGAGUGCAACUCUCAACAAUUCGAUGGAAUUGGACAACAAUACUCUUCUUAAAACUAUGCAAAUUACAACGUGUGAAGACAUUAGCAUGGUCCAUGAGUCUAUUGCUGUUGAACUGAACAGUAACAAAGAGCAGGAGCAAUUCGGAGAUGAGACUUUGCAGAAAAAUGAUACCUCGAAUACUGGCGCGAAUUUCACAUUCCAAGGCCAUAAUGAAACAUCGCAAAUCAUGAACAAUGUCGACUCGGAAGCAGUGAACACGUCCAAGAUUUCAACAUAUUCGGCUUUCAAUUUGAGCAUCAACCAGUCUAUCUCUAAACGACGUCGAUCUCUUCUGAAUUCUGCUCGUGAAUCUCCUCGUCGUGUUGCGUUGGAGAAUUCUAUAAUGUCGAUGAAUGGGCAAACAAUGGAAGCUCUGACAGAAUAUCGACAGAAUAAAACUAUGCAGACGAGUCAAGAUUCGAUGCCGAGUAUGAGUUUGAACGAUUCGGGAAGAGAUAUUCUCGCGAUGAAUACAUCAGUCCGCUCUCCUCAUCUGAAUUCUUCAAAAACUGCUGCCCCAGGAACACCAUCAUUGAUGUCACAAAAUGUACAACUUCCACCUCCAUCUCCUCAAUUCGAAAUGCCAGACUUCGAUCCAGCUGUGGUCAACGUUGUAUAUUUAACAUCUGAAGAUCCGUCCACUGAACAACAUCCAGAAGCUCUCAAAUUUCAGCGUAUUGUUGAAAACGAGAAAAUGAAAGUACAACACGAGAUUGAUUCUCUGAAUUCAACCAAUCAACUUUCUGCUGAGAAAAUUGAUAUGUUGAAGACUAAGGAGCUCUUGAAGUUUAGUCAUGAUGAGCGAGAAGCGAUUAUGAUUGCAAGAAAAGACGCGGAAAUCAAGUUUUUGGAGCUUCGUCUGAAAUUUGCACUCGAGAAAAAAAUUGAAAGUGACCAGGAAAUUGCUGAACUAGAACAAGGAAAUUCGAAAAUGGCUGAGCAGCUAAGAGGUCUCGAUAAGAUGGCUGUCGUUCAAAAAGAACUAGAAAAGCUGAGAAGUCUUCCUCCAUCACGCGAAGAGAGCGGGAAAAUCCGAAAGGAGUGGAUGGAGAUGAAGCAAUGGGAAUUCGACCAGAAAAUGAAAGCACUCCGAAAUGUACGCUCAAACAUGAUUGCACUUCGUUCAGAGAAAAAUGCUCUCGAAAUGAAAGUCGCGGAAGAACACGAGAAGUUUGCCCAGAGGAACGAUUUGAAGAAAAGUCGAAUGCUGGUGUUCUCUAAGGCUGUUAAGAAAAUUGUGAACUUCUAG